ACGUGACUUCUGUGUGACGUAGGUUAACGUCAUGUGUUCUUUAGAGAAGGAAGUUUUCUUUUUGUGAAAAUCUGCUCCUCCUCCUCCUGACAGACAGGAACAUCCAGAUGUUUCUCCUGUACAUCUGUACAGCUAUUCUGGUUGUUAGCUGUGAUGGCAUCUCCUCUGAAGAACCUCUGAUUAAUGUAAAUGCCACAGUGGGUUCCACAGCUCUCCUACCCUGUAACUGUACCACUGAACCUGGUAAAACACCACAUGUUGAGUGGAUAAUUGAUACUGAGACAGUGUUUGAGCGAGAGGGUGGUGACUCGUAUCAUGGUGAGGGAUAUGAGGGUCGUGUGGAUGUUUCUGAGGACGAGCUGAAUAAAGGAAACUGUUCUCUGGUGUUGAAGAAUGUCACAGUUAAUGAUGAGAACGUCUACAAAUGCAGUCUGAUGGUGAACUCUGAACAGCGUCCGAUCCAGAAGGUUCGUCUCUCAGUUGUUGCCAAAGAAACAACGACACCGAGUUCAGACUCUUUCAGAGAUCAUUCAAAUCACUCGUCUGAAAACGAGAAUGAACCUCCUGCAGGUUCUCGUUCACACUGGAUUAUAAUUAUAAUAUUGUGUGUUGGUUUGGUCGCUGCAGCAGUGAUGAUGAUCUUCAUCUAUCGUAAGAAACGAGGACUGGAGACUCUACAGAAGCCCAGGAUGACUCCAGUGAAACACGAGGAGAGUUCAGAGUGAUCUCCAGCCACACCGACACGACUGAGGACACAUCACAGAUUAUCUUCAACUCACAACUCAGAGCGGAGAGAGGCAGGAGGCUUUUUAAAGAGAUUUACUGUCUUCUGAAAAU
Molecule: messenger RNA, 837 nt
Organism: Trichomycterus rosablanca
Lineage: Eukaryota; Metazoa; Chordata; Actinopteri; Siluriformes; Trichomycteridae
Product: CD276 antigen homolog
Exons: 6
Coding region: 108-725 (205 amino acids)
Biological process (GO): cellular response to lipopolysaccharide; immune response; positive regulation of T cell proliferation
Cellular component (GO): external side of plasma membrane
Source: RefSeq, a predicted model, not a curated record